AUGACUGGUUUAGAGUCAUUGGAUCUGAGUUUCAACAGUUUGUCUGGAGAGAUUCCAUCUGAACUGGUAUCAGUAAGCAAUCUUGGGCGUUUAAACCUAUCUUACAACAACUUGAGCGGCAGAAUCCCUGAAGACGCACACUUCCAAACUUUAAGCACAGACGGUUCAGCUUAUCUCGGUAACAAAUUUUUGUGUGGUGUUCCUACAGAAAGGCUUUGUGAGGGUGAUCUUAUCGUUCCUACAAGUAGUAUAACCAAUGCUUACAUGCAGGAAGAAGAUAAAGAUAGUGCAAGAGAGAAAGGUUUGCUUUAUGGUGCUGUUACGCUGGGUGUUGGAGUAGGGUUCGGAGGUCUGUUCCUAGUUUUGCUUUGUAGAAAAGAAAAAUGGUGGUCUGGCUACUGGAGAGUUGUAGAUACUACUGCAGAGAGAAUAACAGAUGGUAUAUGGAAAAAAUAA
This is a messenger RNA of Papaver somniferum (opium poppy), 456 nucleotides long. RefSeq names its product receptor-like protein 45. The transcript has a single exon. The record is from RefSeq and is a predicted model, not a curated record. Gene Ontology annotation, molecular function: protein binding. NCBI's taxonomy places the organism in Eukaryota, Viridiplantae, Streptophyta, Magnoliopsida, Ranunculales, Papaveraceae. The coding region runs from base 1 to 456 and encodes 151 amino acids.